CGUCGCUCUUCGCCGUUCUUAGGUUCAAGUGACAGUGGAUAACUAGAUUGUUUUUUUUUCUGUUUGUGUUCUCGUGUGGUCCCGGGAUUCUUCGGUGUGAUUCGGUACGUGUCGGAAGGGGCUCGUCUGUCUGUAACCGCCUAGAGCGAAAACCAGCGCGGGACAUCUCGUCCGUCGUCGAUUAGCGAAUUACAAUAGGAUCCAGUGUUGUUGUGUUGCGGUUUUGGCACACGCACAUUAACACACACCCCUGUCAGUGAAAAGGGUUAAUCAACUCUCCGCUGGUUUAGUUUAUCAAAGAAGUCGUUUAUGGUGCUCAGCAGGUUGAUCCCACUAGUGAAUGAAGAAGUUAUGAAUAGUGCUAGUAGUGCUCGACAGGAUUCCCUGACCUUGGGGGAACAGCUGAAGGCCUCCUCCGGAUUGAAUGGUGAUCGAAAGGGGGAAACGCUUGCCGCCAAGUUGUCCAGCGGUGGAGCAGCCCUUGUUGAAACAGGAGGAGGGGCUAUAGCAGGUGCAGCCGUGCUACUGAACAAUCAUAACAAUAACAACAACACUAUAGCAGCGAUCAUGAAUGCCAACAAUCAUAACAACAAGUUGGCGAGCAUGGCGAGUUCAUCGGUUGAGGACAACAAACUUGGCGCCGGUGAUAAGGAGAAGCUCACCAAGGCAGUCAUGAAGGUGUUCGAGGAGUACAAGUGGACUCCGCCCACUGCCGUGGUCAAAUCACCGACAGAUAAGAAGAAAAACCACAUCAAACGGCCGAUGAACGCAUUUAUGGUGUGGGCCCAGGCCGCCCGCCGGGAAAUGUCCAAACAGGAACCGAAGCUGCAGAACUCGGAGAUCAGCAAGGAUCUCGGCAAAAUGUGGAAGAACCUUGCGGUCGAAGACAAGCAGCCAUUCAUCGAGCAAGCCGAGAAGCUGCGGAUGACCCACAAGAAGCAGCACCCGGACUACAAGUACCAACCGCGGCGGAAGAAAUCCAAAAAGUUCGGCAAACAUGGAAAGCACUGCUGCGACGAGGAGUGCGAUGAAACGAGUCAGAGUCCACCGCCGUCAGCCGCGGAGAUAACACCGAAGCCUCGGAUCCGGAAGACUCCCGUCAACAAGUCGGCCGCUAAAGGUGGAUCUACAAAUCAGGGAAAGAAUGCGCCUUCCUCCAGUGUUCCGGUGGGAAUAAGCUAUGAAAUCAUCCAGGGUAGCCAAGGUUUGAAAUUGGCUCAGGGAUCGGAUGUGCUGACUCCGGCUUCUUCGACGUCAUCUUCGGUGGAACAAAACUUCGGAUACGGUGCGAUCAACAAACUGGAUAAUAGCGUUGGGGGAACUCGAUUUUACGGAGGCAUGUCCUGUGAUAUGAAGUCUCCGGGUAGCCCUCUGAGUCCGAGUGGAGCAUCGGUUAAUUCUUCGACGGAAGGUCAACCACUGACACCUCCUACUACGCCUUAUACGGGUUUGACGAAUGUCAAGUCCUUCUCACCACAUUCUCGACUGUCCAACAACGAUUCACCGGUUGGAUAUUACAGUCGCUCCGAAUACGUAAAUGGUCCUACAGUAGUUGAUUAUCGUAGCAGCGAAGCUCAGUGGAAUACGUUGCACCUCAACAGCGCAAGCUACUCGAGUAAUUCAGCUUUUUCCAGCCAGAAUGGCAUGAAGGAAUUCUACCGAUCAUUCCCCAAUCAAAUACACCAAAUCCACGAUCCCAGCUCAAACUACCACCUUUCGACGCUGCAGCCGACUCUCUCCUCUUCACCGAUUCCUAAUCUACCGCCGGAUUACACUAGCCUAUCACCAUCGAUUCCCAACCAAAGUUAUCUCGUUUCACCCUUGGAUCAGGACCAAGUUGACAUCGAGCAGUACCUCGACAGCCAAGCACUGGCCAAGAAAAAUCUCUCUCUACCCGAAUCUGUGCUUCAACAUCAACACCUUCACUCGCACCAUCAAUCGUCCAUCGAAAUGGAAUCGCUAGGCCCAGCGAUCACCAACACCGGUUCUUCUCCACAGCUACACCACGAUAGCACCGGAAUUUACUACGAAAACAUUCACCCUUCGACGAACCCACUUACAAACGGCUCGACCGAAGCAACCUCAUCAUCCAUGGGAUCUCCGGGAUCAUCGACCGUGCAGCUCCUGCAUUCGCAUCAUCACUAUCAUCAUCACCACGCUGCUGCUGCUCAUCUGCACGCCCAUCACAGUCUGACGCAUUCGUCUUCUUCGACAGCGUCGCCACCACCAGCGUCUCAUCACCUUCAACAACCCCAUCAGCACCAUUCGGCUAUGAGUUCAGGAAUUUCUAGUAAUGGCAGCAGCACUUCCCAUUUGCCGUCGUACUACAACAGCUGGGGUGCUACCACAGGGACGCACCAUGGGACCUACGGUUCCGAUUCGUGAUUUGAUCCUCACUAUCGUUAAUCAUAGGUCACAUGGGAA
Molecule: messenger RNA, 2424 nt
Organism: Uranotaenia lowii
Lineage: Eukaryota; Metazoa; Arthropoda; Insecta; Diptera; Culicidae
Product: transcription factor Sox-8-like
Exons: 3
Coding region: 310-2385 (691 amino acids)
Biological process (GO): regulation of transcription by RNA polymerase II
Cellular component (GO): nucleus
Molecular function (GO): DNA-binding transcription factor activity, RNA polymerase II-specific; RNA polymerase II cis-regulatory region sequence-specific DNA binding
Source: RefSeq, a predicted model, not a curated record